This is a messenger RNA of Manduca sexta (tobacco hornworm), 560 nucleotides long. RefSeq names its product cuticle protein CP14.6-like. Gene Ontology annotation, molecular function: structural constituent of chitin-based larval cuticle. The record is from RefSeq and is a predicted model, not a curated record. The coding region runs from base 110 to 430 and encodes 106 amino acids. The transcript has 3 exons. Gene Ontology annotation, cellular component: chitin-based extracellular matrix. Lineage: Eukaryota; Metazoa; Arthropoda; Insecta; Lepidoptera; Sphingidae.
CUCGCGAUCCACGCGCUGGUAUAAAUUGCCGCCGCGACAGCACUCAGGCAUCAGUCGUUCGAUCGUCAUCAACAUAUCAAACCGUCUUAGGACUUUACAAAAAUCAAAAAUGAAAUCGUUCUUCGUUGUUGCUUUGCUCGUGGCUGCGGCCGCCGCCGCCCCCGCCAACCCUGAUGCUGAUGCAGUCAUCGUGCGUUACGAUGCUGACCAGGGAGACCCACAACACUACAGCUACAGCGUGGAGACCUCCAACGGCAUUGCAUUCUCCGAAGAAGGCGCCUUGAAGAACGUUGGCUCUGAGAACGAAGCUAACUCAGUUAGAGGAAGCUAUGCUUACGUCGGCCCCGACGGCGUCACUUACUCCGUGGUCUACAUCGCUGACGAGAACGGUUUCCAGCCCCAGGGUGCUCACCUCCCCGUCGCCGCCUAAAUCGGUGUUGACACCAGCGCCAUCUAGUCCAAAAAUACUCACACCUCUAACUUUAAACCUACCCUUUGUUAUGUUCAUGCGAUCUGUGAUACGGUCCUGAUUUUAAUAAACAAUUUAUGUUAGUAAUUUA